AGCCACGGCUCGCAGUGGACCUCGCGCGACGACCGCCUGCAGCAGCUGAUGCUGCCCCUGUCGCCCGUCUCCGACCCCGCCGCUCCCCGCCCGCCCGCGCCCGUGCCCAUGCUGAAGAUUGGCGACGAGACGCCGACGUCGUCGCAGGAGCCGCUGGUCGACGAGAUUGCCUCGUGUCUGCGCGAAUGGCACUCCACCAAGGUCCACGAGCUGCUGCUGGCGCGCGAGUACACUCUGCUGGACAGGAUGUCGUCGCUGGUCAACCGCCUCGACACGGCCCGCCGCCAGCUGCUGCACAAGGUGCUCACUGCAAAGGAGCUCGAGAAGGUGCGCGAGGCCACCGUCUGGGACCUGGUCGCAGGCAACAAGCUGCUGUCAGGCGACGUCAUUGUGCGCAGCCCCUCGCAGCGCGGUCGCAUCCUGACUGGCGACGACUCGGCUAUUGAGACCACAAAGUUGCAGUCCAUGAUGAGCCUGCUGGACAGUCGGCCCAUGCCGCAGGCAGACGAGCACAAUCUGCACCACCUGUUCGUCAGCCUGAGGCGCGUGGCAGGCGAUGUCGUACCAGGCGCUGCGCAAUUGAGCAUGUACCUAUGUCUGAAGAUGCCGGGCACGGCGCCACAGCCCCUGUCAGAGGCAUACUCGUUCGAUCUGACGGCACGAGACGGGUCAUCUGUCUCGCUAGCCGGCGACAAGCUGCGCUCACUUAUUGUAGGCCUCAGCUCGACUGACAUUGGUGAAGGUGCUGGCUCAGGAUCAAGCAUAUACCUCGUCUUCAGACUGCUGAUCAACGACCCAAUACGCACAGUCGCACAGGAAAAGUCUGGCGCGCCCAAAGACAGUGCCAACGCAAGCAGCUCCGGCGUACAGCCUUCGCAGCAAGGAAGUAUCAAGAGCGGCAGACGAAGCGCCAUGUUUGGCUCCAAGAGAAAGGACUCGUUCGCCACCAUGUCGAGGACCAAUGCUACCACUACGACAUCCACAACAAUGACUGACGUGCCUGAAGGGCGUCACACAAGCCCUGACCUGCAAAGAUCUAAUACCUUCGAAGAUAGACCUGGGUCCGCUGCUACUAAAAACAGGAUGCCUUCAAGAGACCAGAAGACGUUGAAAAGAGCCGUGGCCGUUGGUGUUUUGCGCGUUAACCAGGUCAUGAAGAAUGUAGGCGAGGCUGAUCACACCGUCACUCUGUGGACUACGUCUCGCUCAUCUGACGCGGGCGCAGAAGAGGACGCUGGCUGGGAUGAUGUACUGCCCGAGCUGUAUCCUAGUGCGAGCGGAAAGUACAGACGCAACGGCGACAUCGACAGUCUUGCCGUACACCUCAAGGCCUUCGUUCACCCAGAUGCUGAGGGGCUCAUCGAGAAGACGCCCACAUUGCUGCACCACAUCAAGCAGACCAGAAAGAUUGGGUUCUCAGGUGCACCGACGAAGCCACGUAGCGACAUAUACGUGACACUUGGAGCGCCCGUUUUGCCCAAGAAUGCCUUCCUGGCUCAUCCCAAAAGUGGAACCGUACCCCUUGUGCAGUCAUCACCCAUGGAGAGUCUGCAGUUGACUCUCGAAGUCCGCAAAAGCUCUGGCGAGAGGAUCGAGGGCUGCAUCUAUCCGUCUACUAACAGCACCGGACACACUGCUUGGCGUACGACAGCAGUCGAGAGAGGUGAAGGAUGGAAUGCCACCAUUCGACUCGCCAUCGACCCACAAGACGUACCCGGAUCUCACCUGGUUAUGAGCGUGGCAGAUGCACCAGGAUUUCCCUUUGCGCUGUGUUGGAUGCCACUAUGGAGCAAGGACGCCUUUCUCCGAGAUGGCGACCACGCCCUGUCCCUGUAUCGGUACGAUGAGUAUACAUCCGGAAUAAUCGCAGGAAAAGGCGCCUACCUCGGGCUGCCUUGGAGUGCGAAGAAGAAAGACGAGCAUGUCAUGGGCGGCCCGAUGGCGGCUGUACACGUCAAGACCUUCCUGUGCAGUACGAAAUACUCGCAAGAUCCUACCAUCCUCGGACUCAUCAAGUGGCAAGAACAGCCACCAGGCGAACUCGUGGGGUUGCUUCGCCGCUUCAACUUCGUGCCCGAGAUUGAGAUUGUGAAGUUGCUGAGUGAGGUAUUUGAUGCGCUCUUCGCUAUCCAGAGUCACUAUGCUGGCAGUGACGAGUACGAGGACCUCAUCUUCAACGCUGUAGUGAUUGUUCUGGGUAUUGUCCACGAUCGACGUUUCAACCUGGAGCCUUUGGUCGAUCAGUACGCAAGGACAAAGGUGUUUCAUUCGCUGGUGACGUCUUGUCUGACACAAAGCUUUGGACGGCUGUUAGCCAGGCCUCUCGAGUCCGAGAGCUCGCGCCGCUUACGAGCGACCUUCAAGGUUGGGAAUCUUGUUGUGAAGUUCCUUGUGAACGCGCGAGAGAAGCAGAGAGCCAAGGAGGAAAGCAUCGGCAUCAAAGACCGCACCCAGUUCGCGAAAGAGCUGAAGAGUCUGUUUGGCUCUCUCGAGCACUUGAUGAAAAACCCAUCUCCGGUGCUCAUUGGCACCAAGACCCUGCUGGUUCAGAAUUUCCACUCGUGGCUGCCAGAACUGGAAGGCUGCAUGCCGAACAUGGACAUCUUCAAGAUCGCAGAAAACUUCAUCGAGGCAUGCGCUGACGUACAGGGCAAGCUUGUACUGUACAAACUGCUGCUGAUACAUCACAUCUCUGGACUCUCGAUUUUCCGCACACCAGAUACUCGAAAGCGUCUGCUCAGGAAGACAGUCACAUGGCUUGCUCCAUACUGGGGCCAAGUUGAAACCGUGACAGACCAAUGGAAGGACCAAGUACGGCUGUGCUGCUCAGUGGUGGCAUUGCAAGUGGAGGAGCUGGGCCAAGAGGCGGCUGACUACAUGCCCAAGCUGGUUCACUCGUACCGCGCGAUCCAAGCGACCCCGCGAGCGCCCAAGAAAUCCCUUUCGCUUCUGUUUCCGACAUCGUAUCCGUUCCAAUCGCGGCCAACGACCACCGAGGCAAACUUCGACGAAGCGAUGAUCGAGAUCUCUGCUGUCCUCGCCGCCAUGUCUAGCUUGCCGACAAUGAUACACCUCGACUGGCAGAAGGAAGAGACCGCUGAGUUCUUGUUCUCUGUUCUGCAGGUCUACAUCUCCAUUCUCGACUGCGAAGCGUUCCCGAGCUCUUGGUUGAGUGUGCAUAUAUACCACCACAAGGCCACUAUGCGCGCGCUUUCAAAGAUGUCUAGCAUCUUGACUGACUCGUUCCUUCCGCUUCCAGACGAGGCGGGCCAGUUCAAUACCGACCUCUGGCGAGCGUUCUUUGAUGCUCUGCUGAAGCUUGUCGGCAGCGAUGCACUUGCGUUAGAGACCUUCCCGGAGCAGAAACGAAGGGCUGUGUGGAAGAUUGCGGGCGAUGUCCGGGAGCACGGUGCCGAGCUGUUGCAACGCAGCUGGGAGGCAAUUGGCUGGGAAGCGAGCAUAGAGGAGAAGAGCCAAUAUGGUCUGGAGAAGAUGGGUGGCUUCCAGGUGCAGUACGUGCCUGGCUUGGUUGCACCGAUCGUGGAGCUGUGUCUCAGCGUCCAUGAAGGGCUGCGCAGCGUUGCGAUUGAGGUCCUGCAGACCAUGAUCGUCAGCGAAUGGACGCUCAGCGAAGAUCUGUCGCUGAUCCAGGCCGAGAUGAUCGAUUGCCUGGACCAUCUGUUCAAGACGAAGCAUCUCACCGAGUCAGUGCUCCAGAAGCACUUCAUCCAAGAGCUUGUGGAGCUGUUUGAGCCUCUUUCCCAGGAUCCCAACGAGCCACUGCUUGCUGCGCUGAAGGGACUCAUCGCCACCAUCGACGACUUGAUGGACCUACUCGUCGCCGUGCACAGCACCGAAGCCACAGGCGAGAUCUUCCACAUCAUGGAUACGCUGCACCUUAUGACGUUCCUGAAAGACAUGCAGAAAGAGGACAUGUACAUUCGCUACGUCCACCAGCUGGUAGACCUGCAAGUUGAAGCCAACAACCAUACCGAAGCCGGCCUCGCUCUGCGCAUGCAUGCCGAACUGUACGAAUGGGAUCCCAAUUCUACUGCCGACCCAUUGACGGAGCCCGACAUGCCGCCACAGUCUUCGUUCGAGCGCAAGGAGCAACUAUACUUCCAGAUGAUCGAGCACUUUGAGAACGGUCAGUCAUGGGACAAUGCACUUGGUGCGUAUGCCGAGCUGGCGUCCCAAUACGAGCGCAACGUCUUCGACUUUGUCAAGCUGGCUAGAACUCAGCAUGCGGUUGCGAAGAUUCAUGAGAGCAUAGCAAAGGGCCAGCGACCCAAUCCACGCUACUUCCGAGUCGUGUACAAAGGCCUUGGGUUCCCCGCGGGGCUCCGUGACAAGCAGUUCAUCUUCGAGGGCUCUGCUACAGAUCGAUUGGCGUCUUUCACUGAUCGCAUGCAAGAGCAGCAUCCCUCGGCGCAGAUAUUAAACCCUGGUGCCGAGCAAGAUGUUGAAGGCCAAUACUUGCAGAUCUACCCCGUCAGCCCACAGAAGGACCUCACACAUCCGAUCUACCAACGAGCCAAGGUGUCGCAGUCUGUUCGGGACUACCACCUCCUGUCGCGGCCGUCACAUUUCACUUCGGCAUCUCGUCGCUCGCCGUCUCGCGCCACGACCAGUGACAAUACCGUGGAGAAGACUUUGUACACCACGGCGGAGUCUUUCCCCACCAUCCUGCGGCGAAGCGAGAUUGUUGCUGUUGGGACCAUCACCCUGAGCCCUCUGCAGACGGCUAUUGAGCGUACCACACGCAAGGCUGUGGAGAUCGCGGCUCUCGAGAAGAAGAUCGCUGAUGGGGAUGAUACGGUGUUCAACACCCUCACUCAAGAGCUCAUGUAUGCCGUUGACACACAUAUUGAGGGAUGCGUUGCCAACUACCAUGAUCUCCUGCCAAAUCCACGGCGCUCGAUGGAAGAAGACGAGGAUGAGGAGCCUCAGAUCGACCCGCCGAAUCCGCUGGAGAACGCAUUGCGGGUCAGCUUGGUUGAUUACGCGCUGGUCAUCAGACGUUGUCUGGCUAUGUACACUAGGCCUGCUCAGCAGGCGACGAAGUCGGACCUAUCGCAGCGGUUUGAGACUUCCUUCCACAGAGAGCUCGAGAUCCUCGCACCACCCAACACAGUAAUGCAUGCCCGAUCUCCCACAGGCUCAUGGCUCGUAGCCGCGACCUCGCGCUCGCAAGUCGCCAGCCCCACGCCCUCCCAGCAACCAAACGGCACCCGCCUCCGCUCCGCGACCAGCGAAUCGCGCCCGGACCGCCACGACAAGAAACGCAUGAGUCUCAGCUUCCUCACCAAAGGCACCAUCACCGGUGACUCGCCGCCAAUCCCCUCGCCACAGAAAGACGACCUCACCGCCCUCCCCCAACGCGCCUCCGACACCGACUCGACAACGACCUCGUCGCACAGCCGCAGCCGCUCCAAAGACACGGCGCGCUCGCGCCUCAGCCUGAGCUUCCUGCGCCCCUCGUCGCCGCUCGAAGCGCUCCCCGAUUUCGCCAGCAGCGAGCACGUCGGCGGCGGCUUGACGCGCGCCGCGAGCCAGAAGUCCAGGCCCGAGACCGGACGCAGCGAGCGCAGUAAGGGCGAGAAGGAGGGCGGCGCGCAUCGCAUGGGGAGUGUCAAGAAGCGGCUCAGUUUCAUGAGUAUUAGCAAGAAGAGUAGUAAGAAUAGCGUUAAGGGGAGGGGAGGGGUGGGAGAUGUGCUUGUGGAGGAGUAA
Messenger RNA from Boeremia exigua, 5730 nucleotides. RefSeq names its product C2 domain in Dock180 and Zizimin proteins-domain-containing protein. Gene Ontology annotation, cellular component: cytoplasm; plasma membrane. The record is from RefSeq and is a predicted model, not a curated record. Gene Ontology annotation, biological process: small GTPase-mediated signal transduction. Gene Ontology annotation, molecular function: small GTPase binding; guanyl-nucleotide exchange factor activity. The coding region runs from base 49 to 5730 and encodes 1893 amino acids. The transcript is spliced from 2 exons. Lineage: Eukaryota; Fungi; Ascomycota; Dothideomycetes; Pleosporales; Didymellaceae.